GCAAGAGGCGGUGGCAGCGAGGGUCUGACGCCGGGAAAGAGGGGACCCGGCGGGGUAGGGCAGUAGAGGCGUGCGUGAUGGGCCCUUGCCACCAGCUUCGCUGAGACUCGCUCGCGUGGGCUGGUCUCGGCUGGUCCGCAGUGGCCGCGGCAGCAUGAAGGGCGCUCUGGGGAGCCCCGUGGCCGCGGCGGCCGCAGACGCCGCGAUGCAAGAGAGUUUCGGCUGCGUCGUAGCCAACCGCUUCCACCAACUGCUGGACGACGAGUCGGACCCAUUCGACAUCCUGCGCGAGGCCGAGCGCAGACGCCAGCAGCAGCUGCAGCGCAAGAGGCGAGACGAGGUGGUGGCGGCUGGGACCGGGGUUAGCAACCGAGGUGGUAGGAGCCCGGCCGGGGCCUCGGGCCACAGACCCGGCGCGGGCGGCGGCCGGCGGGAGUCCCAGAAGGAACGCAAAGGCCUCCCGGCUCCCGGCACGCAGCAGCCAGACAGCCCCGGAGGAGGCCCGCAGACACCUGGUCAUAAGCGAACUCCCAGAAGAGGAGAGCAGCAAGGAUGGAGUGAUAGCCGGGGAACAGAGGUGGUGCAGGAUAGAGCAGAGCGGAGAUUCUACAGGGACUAUCAACCCUACGAGACUGAGAGGCAGGUGGACUCUACACCCGAGAAGUUUACAGAUGACAAACCAGUUGACCGGUUUGAUCGAGACAGACCACUGCGGGGACGCGGGGGCCCGAGAGGGGGCCUGCGGAGCAGAGGCAGAGGUGGUCUUGGGAACAGACCUUUCGACCGUUUUGACCAGAGAGGAAAACGGGAAUUUGAGAGAUAUGGUGGGAAUGAUAAAAUAGCAAUCAGAACCGAAGACAACAUGGGUGGAUGUGGAGUUCGCACCUGGGGAUCAGGUAAAGAUACCAGUGAUGUGGAGCCACCUGCACCUAUGGAGGAGCCCCCUGUGGUGGAGGAGCCCCCAGACCCCCUAGAGGAAGGGUCUCCAGCCAAAGUUCCUGAGUUGGAAGUAGAAGAAGAAACUCAAGUUCAAGAGAUGACCCUAGAUGAGUGGAAAACUCUUCAAGAACAGACCAGACCAAAGCCUGAAUUUAACAUCCGGAAACCUGAGUCCUCUGUCCCUUCCAAAGCAGUGGUGAUCCACAAGUCUAAAUAUAGAGAUGAUAUGGUAAAGAAUGACUGUGAGGAUGACACCCACGUUUUCCGGAAAGCAGCCAAUGACAUCACAUCCCAGCUGGAGAUUAAUUUUGGUAACCUCCCUCGUCCUGGGCGUGGAGCCAGAGGUGGCACACGGGGCGGCCGGGGAAGGAUCAGGAGGGCAGAGAACUAUGGACCCAGAGCAGAAGUGGUGAUGCAAGAAGUUGCUCCAAACCCGGAUGAUCCUGAAGACUUUCCUGCUCUGGCUUGAGAGUCCCGUUUCCCUGGCAACUCGGAACAGCACUGGCACACCUGUGAAGAGACUUUUCUUGCUAUGGGAAGAGACUCAGACUCUAACACAAUAGAUACUGCUUCUCCCCCUUCA
Artibeus jamaicensis (Jamaican fruit-eating bat) is the source of this 1522-nucleotide messenger RNA. RefSeq names its product hyaluronan binding protein 4 (gene HABP4). The record is from RefSeq and is a predicted model, not a curated record. The coding region runs from base 155 to 1408 and encodes 417 amino acids. Gene Ontology annotation, biological process: positive regulation of translational initiation; positive regulation of RNA splicing. The transcript is spliced from 8 exons. Gene Ontology annotation, cellular component: nucleus; cytoplasm. Gene Ontology annotation, molecular function: RNA binding. NCBI's taxonomy places the organism in Eukaryota, Metazoa, Chordata, Mammalia, Chiroptera, Phyllostomidae.